Messenger RNA from Plasmodium gonderi, 1323 nucleotides. Its product is annotated as Phist protein. The coding region runs from base 1 to 1323 and encodes 440 amino acids. NCBI's taxonomy places the organism in Eukaryota, Apicomplexa, Aconoidasida, Haemosporida, Plasmodiidae. The transcript is spliced from 2 exons. The record is from RefSeq and is a predicted model, not a curated record.
AUGAAGAAUUAUGAAUUUUUUUGUACUGAUACUUCAGAAUGGACUCACAAAAAAAGGAACAAAAAGGGUUACACAAAGUUUACGUUCUCAAUGUAUGUAACUAUACUGAUACUAGCAUUACUAUGUCUUUUUUUACAGGUAAAAUUAAAAAAUAAAUGUGCACACGGAGAUAACACAAUAUUUGAAUCACAAUGGAGAAAUAAUGGAUGUUCAAGAAUAUUAUCUGAAACUUUUUUUGAAAAAAUGAAACGACGUAAUACAUUACACAAUGAUAGAGAUUAUAUUGAAGGGCAUGAUAUUGAAAAUGAAUCAUUGUAUAACCCCAGUGAUUGUAGUGAAACAAAUUUAACUGUUUUCUUAGAUGAUGAGUGUGGAUCUAAAUGUGAGUCAACAUGUGAAUUGGAAAAUGAACUUGAAUGUGAGUCACAAUAUGCAUCCGAAAAUGAUCUUGAAUGUGAGUCACAAUAUGCAUCGGAAAAUGAACUUGAAUGUGAGUCACAAUAUGAAUCUAUGCGUGAAGUAAAUCAGCAUAAUAAUGAAAAUAAAGAAUUUUUUAGUGGAAGAAAGAAUGAUAACAUAUGUAAUAAGGAAAGUCAACAACAUCAUUAUGAUGAAAAGUGUAUUAAUUAUAAAAAUACCAAAGAAGAAAAGCACCAGGGGGUGCAUGAAAUUCAUAAUAAUGUCGUAAAUGAACAAAUACCAACGUAUGAUAACAGAUUUGAAUCACAUCAGAGUUUAACAAGUGAAUAUCCAGAAAGUGAAGUAUCAUUCAUGUAUAAUAGUAAAAAUAUAAAAUCGACAAAAGACCAAAAAACUGAUAGUGCAUUUUUUAGAAAGCACAAAAAAUCUUAUGAAAAAAGUAAUACGGGUAGUACCAUUUCUAUAAAUAAAACGUUUUCCUUAUCCAAUGAAUAUUUUAAUGGAAUUUUUGGAAAUUUAGGUAAUAUGGUGCACAACAUCGAUAUUCUUAACACAUUUUCUCUUUACAAUACGCAAGAAAGAAUUAAAUUAUUUAACUCACUCAAAUCUUUAAUGUUAUAUUGGAAUAAAUUAUCUAGUUCUUGUGGGAUAUCAGAUAAUUACAAAAAUAAGCAAUGGCUUAAAGUCUAUAAUAUUGUUACAGAAAUUCUAUUAUUAAAAGAGGAAAUGUUUUAUAAGAAUUUAGGAUAUUUUUUUUACACCACGAUGUGGCCUAAAGAAGAAUAUGCUAAUUUUAUAAGAAAAGUAAAACUCGAAUGGGAUAAUAUGAAUGAAAAGGUAGUUGUUGGAAUGAAAGAAUAUUUAGAUCGAAAAGCACGUAUGUGUAAGAAAAAAUCUGGUUGA